AUGCUUAUAUCAACCGACAGAUCUUUGACCUUCACUGCCGAUGGUCACACCCUUUUUGUAGAACCUCAUGGCCCACACGCACUUCGAAUUCACGCCUCUGUCAAUCCUCUACUUUCUCCAUCUGAAUCCAAACCAUGGGCCUUCACCGAAGAGGUCGCUGUCGACACUUCACCCGUAAUCAAUUGUACGAAGCUGGAUGAUCAACAUACACUUCCACCUCCUGGGCAAGUCAACCUCGAGCCCCUACCACUAUGUCCGCCAGCAACGCUCACUCACGGCAACCUGACAGCCGCCUUGUCUCCUCUCGGCUACCUCAGCGUUCAUAAUGCCGAGGGCCGACCUAUCCUAAUCGAAAAGCAUCGGACACGAAUAGACCCAAUGGCACCCUCAGCAUCCGCACUUGAGAUCCCAGCUCGAGACUUCACACCCAUCACAGCGUCAAACUACUAUAACCUGAGCUACCGCCUCGAAAGCCUCGAUCCGGAAGAGAAGAUCUACGGCGGAGGACAGUAUCAACAACCUAUCCUGAACCUGAAAGGUAGCGAGCUCGAGCUAGCACAGCGGAACUCUCAGGCCAGUGUCCCGUUCUUCGUGUCGAGUCUCGGCUAUGGCAUUCUUUGA
This is a messenger RNA of Lithohypha guttulata, 621 nucleotides long. RefSeq lists its product as uncharacterized. The coding region runs from base 1 to 621 and encodes 206 amino acids. The record is from RefSeq and is a predicted model, not a curated record. NCBI's taxonomy places the organism in Eukaryota, Fungi, Ascomycota, Eurotiomycetes, Chaetothyriales, Trichomeriaceae. The transcript has a single exon. Gene Ontology annotation, molecular function: carbohydrate binding; catalytic activity. Gene Ontology annotation, biological process: carbohydrate metabolic process.